Molecule: messenger RNA, 696 nt
Organism: Formica exsecta
Lineage: Eukaryota; Metazoa; Arthropoda; Insecta; Hymenoptera; Formicidae
Exons: 3
Coding region: 91-660 (189 amino acids)
Molecular function (GO): sequence-specific DNA binding
Source: RefSeq, a predicted model, not a curated record
AACCUACCUGAAACGUCAAAAAAAAAACUUGGAAACCCCGAGAGCCGUUUUAAACACGCGUGUGAUUUUCGUAAGGGAUUACUUUGAAAAAUGCCAAGGUGGUGCGCAGUACCGUAUUGUAGAACCGGCAGCAGAACGGAACAAAUAAAGCGGUCUUUAUUUGGCGUACCGAAAGACCCGGUUAUAUGGAAGAAAUGGGAAGAGGCUAUCCCAGGUAUAGUCAAGUUGCGCCAGACGGACGUUAUAUGUGACAAACAUUUUGAGGAAAAAGAUAUUUCCCGUGAGUGGAUUAAGCUUGACGCAAAUGAUCAAGUAAUUGCACGGGUCACAUACAAGCGUCCGCAACUUAAAAAGCAAGCCGUGCAAACAAAAUUCGGUGACGUUCCGACAGGAAAUUGUGAGCCGCUGCAUGAAUAUGCGAAGCGAAUAUGCAAUGUCUCUGUCGAAUCCUCUAAUAUGAUGAAACCAUCAAUUCAAAUAAUCAGUACCUUGGUCGAUACCGUACAUGUUCCUUUACCAGUUCCAGACAUUGGCACAGAUAUCAGCAUGUCGUUUUCGCCCAUGGAAAUAUCGAGUUGUGAACCUCCGGUAGCAGAUUUGUUGGUUCCUCAGGAGCCUUUCAAAAUGCCCUCAUCUAUUGAAAUCAGCGAACGUGAGUAACUAUAUGACUACAUUUAGGCUACGUUCGAAAACACC